CACAUGUCCCCUCCCCUUUUUUUUUAACUGAACGUCAUUAACAUCUGGGGAGAUUAUCGUCGAAAGAUAGACGUGUACGCUCCUUUGUUCUCUACAAAUAAAGAUCCAUGAGUAUGUCAGAGGGUAUGCGAAAGCGCCAUAAGACUCAUCCCAGUGGCACCAAUGUGGAGUUGAAAGCGAAGAAAGCAGAGGCAGGCCAAUGGGGCAGAGCAUGGGAGGUGGAUUGGUUCUCAUUGACUGGAGUGAUUCUGCUGCUGUGCCUGGCCCCAUUCAUCGUUUUCUUCUUCAUCAUGGCGUGUGAUCAGUACCAGUGCUCCAUCAGCUUGGUCCUGCUGGACAUUUAUAAUGGAGACGCCAGUCCACUAAGCAUCUUGAAGCAAGCACCUUCAUUCACAUGGACUGCCGCCAAAAUCUACGGCUCCUGGGUCACCUUCCAGGUGGUGCUGUAUAUGUGCAUUCCAGAUGUUACCCACAAGUUCCUGCCAGGUUAUGUAGGAGGGGUGCAGGAAGGAGCUCUUACACCAGCAGGCCUGAUUAAUAAAUAUCAGAUCAACGGACUGCAGUGCUGGAUUAUAACGCAUGCUUUAUGGGUGGCCAAUGCUUAUCACUUCCACUGGUUCUCUCCUACUAUCAUCUUCGACAACUGGAUCCCGCUGCUCUGGUGCACCAACAUUCUCGGCUAUAUUGUUUCGAUGUUCGCUUUUAUCAAGGCCUACUCGUUCCCCACCAACCCAGAGGACUGCAAAUUCACAGGAAACUUCUUUUACGACUUCAUGAUGGGCAUCGAGUUCAAUCCACGCAUCGGAAAGUGGUUCGACUUCAAGCUCUUCUUCAAUGGCCGGCCCGGGAUUGUCGCUUGGACUUUGAUCAACCUGUCCUACGCUGCCAAGCAACAGGAGCUCUAUGGUUAUGUAACCAAUUCUAUGAUCCUGGUCAAUGUGCUGCAGGCCAUCUACGUAUUAGACUUUUUCUGGAACGAAGCCUGGUAUUUGAAAACGAUUGAUAUCUGCCACGAUCACUUUGGUUGGUACCUGGGCUGGGGCGACUGCGUCUGGCUGCCUUUCCUUUACACACUACAGGGCCUGUACCUGGUCUACAACCCAGUCCAGCUCUCCACGCCAUACGCCUGGGCCGUCCUCGUCCUCGGCCUGGUGGGCUACUACAUCUUCCGCUCGGCCAACCAUCAGAAGGACUUGUUCCGGCGCACGCAGGGUCAGUGCAACAUCUGGGGCCGCAAGCCAACCUUCAUCGAGUGCUCGUAUCGUUCAGCUGACGGCGGUAUUCAUAAGAGCAAGCUGCUCACGUCAGGCUUCUGGGGCGCCGCACGUCACCUUAACUACACAGGAGACCUGCUGGGUGCGCUGGCGUACUGCAUGGCAUGCAGCAGCGGGCACCUGCUGCCCUAUUUCUACAUCGUCUACAUGACCAUCCUGCUGCUGCACCGCUGUAUCCGUGAUGAGCACCGCUGCAGUAGCAAGUACGGCAAGGACUGGAAACGCUACACGGACACUGUGCCUUACCGCCUACUGCCUGGAAUCUUCUAGAAGAAGCACAGAAAUUUACUGCCUUCCAUCCCGUAACUUCACUGAAUUGUGUGUGGGAAUGCAUUUUUUUUUUUCAGUAUUAAUUUUGAAUCAGAAUUAUUUUAGCUCUUGGCUGGAUUUAGUACAGGUUAACUUGUCUACCUCGUUCCAUGUCAUUUGCUUUUACCUAGAUUUUGAAGCUCAUGCAGGAAACUGUGAUAUAAAUUGACUCAUAUUUGCCAUAGUUUUAUGACCAGUUUGUAAAGUAUGUGUGUGUGUGCAUGUAUGUGUUUCCUUACGUAGUAUUCAGUACGAAAGUAGGCACUUCUAUGAAUUUCGUAAGAAUCCUUGAGUAGUCCCUAAAAGGAGUCCAAACAGCCCAAUCCAGCUCUGUGUGCUCUGAGUUUCUUUUAUAAAAACACUUUCAGCAAGAACAGUUUUUAAGAUGCAGAGAUUAAAAUGAUGUCUGUUGAUGAGUUUCUCAUAUUACAAUUUUUGCAAAUGGGAAUUGCUCAUUAAAUAUGUGCUAAUUUGCAUAUUACAAAUUGA
Ictalurus punctatus (channel catfish) is the source of this 2072-nucleotide messenger RNA. It is a transcript of the gene dhcr7, whose product is annotated as 7-dehydrocholesterol reductase. Gene Ontology annotation, biological process: cholesterol biosynthetic process; brassinosteroid biosynthetic process. Lineage: Eukaryota; Metazoa; Chordata; Actinopteri; Siluriformes; Ictaluridae. Bases 108 to 1544 code for a protein of 478 amino acids. Gene Ontology annotation, molecular function: 7-dehydrocholesterol reductase activity. The record is from RefSeq and is a predicted model, not a curated record. Gene Ontology annotation, cellular component: endoplasmic reticulum membrane. The transcript has 8 exons.